This is a messenger RNA of Copidosoma floridanum, 1218 nucleotides long. RefSeq names its product TBC1 domain family member 31-like. The record is from RefSeq and is a predicted model, not a curated record. Lineage: Eukaryota; Metazoa; Arthropoda; Insecta; Hymenoptera; Encyrtidae.
AUGAAAUUCCAUGAUAUUUCCAUGAUUCCAGGAGAUAACAUGGUAUUCCCUGAGUUUUCCAGGUUUUCCAGAUUUGUGGGAACCCUGUGUUUACAGGGCGCAGUGAUUGUCCUAAGCAUACCUCAGAUAUUAUUAAGUUUGAUGGUAACANGAGCUCACAUGCUACGUCUGAACGUCAAGAAUUUGGUCAUCAAGAAGGCCAAGUUUUCGAGUUUGGGCGUCGUUGCCGUUUUGUAUCAGAGUAACGUUAUACAGACUUGGAUGUUUCAGCAAUUUCAGCAGGAUAACAAAAUGGAUUUGGAAAAGUUGGGACUGAAGAAUGUCAAGGACUUUGACUUUACCAAGGAUGGCAGAGCCAUGAUUGUCUGUGGAUUGCAAAAUACCAUUUUAGUGUUUUUCACGUCAAAUUGGCAGUUGAUGAAAAGAAUGGACUUUCGGGAAAGUUUCAGCGGAAGCAGACAGCUCGUUGUGAUUCCAGUGCCUUUAGAUGGGGGAGCGAAUUCGAUUAUUGCAGUCAUCACUUCUGAUCGCAUGCUCAGGUUUAUAAACUUGGCAAUGGCUAGUGUCUUACAAAACUGUUGUGACUUGCAAAGUGGUUUCAAAAGGAUGGUUGUUUCACCCAGAGGGUAUUUCAUGGUGCAGAUAAGUAAACAUGGUUUUUUAGAAAUUUCCAUGUUAGAUAAGGUUUUAAAUAUAAAAAUUAGCUCUUGCUCGAGUAGCGACAAAAGCAAGGAACGAGCGCCAGUAAUAAAAAAGUCAGCAACCUCGUCUGUUUUUCAUAAAGCAGAGUACCAUUUAAAAUGCGUGAGAACUGCUUUGAAAGAAGAAUUGAAAUUACCUAGACUACUUCCUAUUUUGAAAGAAUUUGGAGAGUACCCUGGAAAGUACAGAAAGCUCAUUUGGAUGACAAUAAUGGAAUUACCUAGUAAUAAAAAAGCUUAUAUAGAUUUAUCUAACAAGACUCCGCAUGAAGCUAUGUUUCAGUUGCUAAAAAAUGAUCCCUUGUUAGAAAGAUGUAAGAGUUUAUACAACUAUAAAAUUAAAUGGUACAACUGCAGGUCGUUGGCAAACAAGACCCCGGACGCACCACGCAACACAGAAAGUAUCCCAUCAAUAAAUAUUAAAAAAAGCAGUGGUCCAGUGGACAAGCCCUGCGGUAUACCCGAGGUCACAGGAAGAAAAGCAGACUGCCUAUCGUUAGACCCACUCACAGCCUGA